Messenger RNA from Dama dama (fallow deer), 3041 nucleotides. It is a transcript of the gene RASSF1, whose product is annotated as Ras association domain family member 1. The transcript is spliced from 5 exons. Lineage: Eukaryota; Metazoa; Chordata; Mammalia; Artiodactyla; Cervidae. The record is from RefSeq and is a predicted model, not a curated record. The coding region runs from base 1658 to 2227 and encodes 189 amino acids. Gene Ontology annotation, cellular component: microtubule cytoskeleton; nucleus. Gene Ontology annotation, biological process: Ras protein signal transduction.
AUCCCGCGCUGGGAUCCCGCCCCUCCCCGGUACGUUGCAGUCUCGAGAGUUUGUGGGCCGCUCCGCCCUCCUGUCAGCGUGGAUCUCGAAUCGGACCGGGGCCAGCCCUCGGAACCGUGUGUCGGGCUUUCAGCACAUCGGUACUGGGUGCCGAGCCCUUGCUGUUUCUAUCACAGACCGGUUGAACCAGGAGAAGCAGCUGAGUGGCUUGGGGUAGACCAGUGACAGGCAUUAUCCACCCCUUACUAAGGCUGACUGUGCAGUCUAGACUACCGCCUCGAUUUCCGCGUGUGGGCGCUCCCACCCCUUCUCUGGGGGACUUGGAGGAAAUGGAGGGGGAGGAGCCCUCGCCGGGAAUUGAGAAGUGUGUUUAGGAGAGAGGCAAAGGAAGGUCCAGGCCCCUCCAUUUCCACUCCUGGAUGGAGCUAGCUUGGUCCCCACCUCUUGCCAGUCCCGGCCUGUCGCCAGCUGCUGGAAUGUGGAAGAUUCCGAGUCUCCCCUCCUCUGCAGUGGACCAGGAGUACUCACUUGGGCAGCAUACAUAGAAAAAUCAAGAGCAGACCAGGGCAUCUGGGAAUGGCCAGGAAGGAAGCCUUGUUUUGGACUGUCAGCAUUCAGGAGCACUUGGCCCAGGAAAGGUGGGAAAGGCUAGAUUGUAAAAUGCCCUGAGAGGGAUCAAGAGAUGGGGAUUACUAAUCUAGGACUGUAAGGUGUUCUGGAGCAACUGCGCCUCUCAGAGCCCCCCAGAUGUCCCAUCAUCAGAGACCUCUGUGCUGUGUGCCAUGGGUGUGACCCCCAGGCUCAGAGCUGGUGCAUCUCAGAAGCGCAGGAAAGAGAGAUGGCGACCAUGAAGUGAAGUUCAGUAUGCCUGGCAGCAGUGGGGCAGAACUCCUUACGUGAGCCAAGAGAAAGGGGUUACGGGUGAUUAUUUAGAUGAAAAUUCUAUACCUUGAAAGCUCAGUCCAGAGUUUGGGUGCAAGGUUUGAGGGUGGAUCCCUGGGACUGUCCCUGUGUCACUCAGGCCUGAGCCUUUUUCCGUCGUGGAAAGGUGAGAAAAACCACAAGACACUAACCAAUUGAAAAGCAGGCUGUGGAGUCCCAAGUUGUAGGUAAGAUAUAUACACCUAUGGCUGAUUCAUGUUGAUGUUUGGCAGAAACCAACAUGAUAUUAUAAAGCAAUUAUCCUUCAGUUAAAAAUAAAUUAAAAAAAAAAAACAAACCAUCAGUCACUCUGGAUAGUGGCAGAGUAGAGGGUGAGUGGCUGGAGUGCAACAGAAGGGAAAUUCCAAGGUCCUGUUGUAUGUCCCUCUGGGACAACUUGUGGAAUUCUCCUCCAGCAGUCAGCUUUAGAAAAUGGAAAAUGAAACUCUCUCCUCUAGAGUCCUGGCAGGACAAUACAGUACCUCCAGUCCCAAGUCCUUGAGGGAGGUUCACCUGGAGAAGGGAAGGGGCUGGAACUGAGGUCACUGCAUCCCAGUUCGGGGCUCUUGGACAACCCAGGAAGGGAAGAGGGAAGACCCAGGCUAGAGCUCAGAGCCAUCCAUCAUAAGGAAGGGAAUAAGAUGAGCCCGUGGAGUGGGAGACACCUGACCUUUCUCAAGCUGAAAUUGAGCAGAAGAUCAAGGAGUACAAUGGCCAGAUCAACAGCAACUUGUUCAUGAGCCUGAACAAGGAUGGCUCCUAUACAGGCUUCAUCAAGGUUCAACUGAAGCUGGUGCGCCCUGUCUCCGUUCCCUCCAGCAAGAAGCCACCCUCCCUGCAGGAUGCCCGGCGCGGCCCAGGGCGGGGCACAGCUGUGAAACGCCGCACCUCCUUCUACCUGCCCAAGGAUGCUGUCAAGCACCUGCACGUGUUGUCACGCACACGGGCACGCGAGGUCAUUGAGGCCCUGUUGCGCAAGUUCCUGGUGGUGGAUGACCCUCGCAAGUUUGCACUCUUUGAGCGGGCUGAGCGCCAGGGCCAAGUGUACCUCCGGAAGCUGUCAGAUGAUGAGCAGCCCCUACGCCUCCGGCUCCUUGCAGGGCCCAGUGAGAAGGCCCUAAGCUUUGUGUUGAAGGAGAAUGACUCUGGGGAGGUGAACUGGGACGCUUUCAGCAUGCCUGAGCUACACAACUUUCUGCGCAUCCUGCAGCGGGAAGAAGAGGAACACCUCCGCCAGAUCCUGCAGAAGUACUCCUAUUGUCGCCAGAAGAUUCAGGAAGCCCUGCACGCCUGCCCCCUGGGGUGACCUCUUGUACCCCCGGGGUGGAAGGAGGAGAGUAGGCAGCGCCAAGGGCGUGCCGUGUGAGUGUGCAAAGGCCCCUGUGGCCUGAGGAAUGAGUGUGCAUGGAGGCCCUCUCUUGCUGGGGGGAACGAGCCCAGAGAACAGCGAAGGAGCUGGCCCCCUGUGUCCACCAGUGGGUGGAGCAGAGCAUGGCUCUUCACCCUUCUGCCUGUUGUGUACUGGGUCAUGGUGGGCCAGGGUUGCCCUGGGAAGCUGCUCCAGGCUUGCAGCAGGGGUAGAGGAGACAGAAGUCUCUUUAAAUUUGUCUCAGAUAUGAGAAUCUUGGAGACUCUACAAACAUAAUAGGGUCAUUUGCAGGGAUGAGGGCCCUUGUCUAUGCAGAACGGUUGUGUGAUUUGGAUCUUGGAUGGGGGAGGGGGGUGUCUCAGGAUAGCCCUAUCAGAACCAAGGGUGGGUGUUCAAGAUAAGACAGGCAUCAAGGAAGAGUCUAGGGUUCCCUCUCCAGCACCCUCUGACUCCUCACACACCUUCAGGUCAGGGAGUGCUGGCUAAGGGUGCAGCAAUAGUGCCUCUGCCUCCUCCAAGGAGGAUGUCCCUGGGCCAGGCUCUCUGUGAAUGUGGGCCCUGGCCCAGGUGUCUGUGCCUUGUUUGCCAGUCAAAGCCAGGGUCUUUCCCUUGGGUAUUUUUGAUGAUGUGUGCGAAUGUAUGUACUAUUUUGUGGCCUCAGCUGAAUGCCUCCUGUGGGGAAAGGGGUGGGGGUAAUAGUCAUCAGGGCCUGGGGUCUGAGAAAAUUGGCUAAAUAAAGAUUUAAGAAUUC